Molecule: messenger RNA, 2751 nt
Organism: Trypanosoma conorhini
Lineage: Eukaryota; Euglenozoa; Kinetoplastea; Trypanosomatida; Trypanosomatidae
Product: RNA polymerase-associated protein CTR9
Exons: 1
Coding region: 1-2751 (916 amino acids)
Biological process (GO): regulation of DNA-templated transcription
Cellular component (GO): Cdc73/Paf1 complex
Molecular function (GO): RNA polymerase II complex binding
Source: RefSeq, a predicted model, not a curated record
AUGCUCGCGUAUUCCCAGCAGACGCAGACAACGUUGGAAGACGCCCAUGAAGCCUUUUCUCGGGGUGAAAUUGAGCGUGCCAAGUCAAUCCUUGACGGCGUUGACACUUCGGAGGCACGCGACCGGGAGGAGCUGCACGACCUUUUCGCCAUCCGUUGCGUGCGUGCUUCCAUCGCGGCGAUGGCGGGCGAGCGGACGGUGGCAAGCAUCAUGAGCGACACCGCGUCCUCCUCGCUGCACCGUCCUGUUGUGCUCUACCUGGAAGGACUUGCGGCGAUGGCAAGCGGCACAAACCUCCAGACUGCACGGGUGAAGUUUGAGGAGGCGUUCCGCGCCGAUUGCCACUUUGUGUUGGCGAGGCUUGGACUUGCCGCCGUGAGUUACCACAUGAAGCGCUACAAGAAGUCCUUCUCCCACUAUCGCGCCGUUUUGGAGACACUUGGCAGCGCCUGCCCCCCGAUUGCGCGGGUGGGGAUGGGGCUCUGCGCGUAUCACCUGAAUCAUCUGGACUACGCCCAAAGGUGUCUGGAACGGGCCCUGGAGGUGAACAAGGACGACGAGUUGGCCCUACUGGCGCUUCUUGUGGUGUUUCUAGACCGCUGCCAAAUUCCAAAGGUGAUUGAGGUGGCGCAGCGUCUACGGCACGCGCUGCCAGGGAAUGCCAUGGUGCUGCUUAAGGUGGCGGACCUCGUGUACUUCCGCGCCGUGACGCAGAAGCGGGUGAAGGCGUCUGCCAACUCCGUCCGCCGCCUGCUGGCGGAGGUGCGUCGGGUGGCCAACGUUGAGGAAAGUGCCACUGCGGAUUAUCAGGAGGGGCGAUUGUGUCUUGCUCUCGGUGACCUCUCCAACGCCCGCCUGCUGCUUGAGUCUGCCAUGCAGGUCCUCCCCAAUCUGCUGGCCGCACGGAUUCACUACGCCCGGGCUUUACUGCUCUCGGGAAGGGAAACCGAGGCGGAGCAGUUGCUACUUCGCCUUAACAGGGAGAAGCCCAACCAAAAGGAGGUGCUGCAGCUGCUGGCAGCUUACGCCUCCCGUCAUGGCCUACAUGAGAAGGCGUUGGAGUAUAGUGGGCGCCUCACGGAGCUUGUGGCACCUGGCGACAUUCGCUCGUGGUCCAUUGCCUCCUGGUGUGCCCGUUUAGAUAAAGAUGAGACAAAAAAGCUCAUGUCGCAUCUCGCUCGUAUUCAAAAAGAAGUGGGGGAACCCGUGUCCAUGCAGCUGCUUGCGAAUAUAGCUUCCCUGGGUGGGGACACCGAUGCCUUACAGAGAAUCCUCGAUCGGGAACUCGGGGCCGACUUUUUAAGUCAACCCAACCUGCCCGUAGCCUACGUCCCUUUGGUGUUUAACUUGGCACUGCUGUUAGAGGAAACAGAUCGCACGAGGGCUCGACAGCUCUAUAUAUUCCUUGUGAAGCAGCACGGCUACUUUCAACCCCCGUACAUUCGUCUUCACGUGCUUGCAAAGGCGGAUGGAUUUGUGAGACAAGCCGUUGCCUGGCUUGUGUUGUUGCAGCGGGUUGUACCGGAGGACCCCACCUCGUUGGCGUCUAUUGCUGAGCUAUUUUUUACGCACUCCCGCGCCACUGCAGCAAUGGCGGCGCUCCGUUCUGCGAGAGGUCGACCUAUUCCAGUUGCCCUCGCCUUUGGGGCGGUAUUUCUUUGGUGCAGCCAGCAACACGGGAAGGACAAUCGUCGUUUCUUAGCAAGUGCCAAGGAUCGUUUUGCAUUUGUUCUGCGCCGUGAUAACGGCAACGUGUUGGCGGCGCACGGCCUUGCCUGUUGCCUUGGUUUAGAGGCGGACUACGAUCGUUGCCAGUGCCUCCUAGAUCGCGUUGGGGAAGUGCGUCCCAACUGUGACUACGUACGCCGGCACCAUGAGGCGCACAUGGCGAACGUGAAGACGCUGAGUGACAGCUUCAAGCAGGCGAUAGACUACCUUGAGCGUGACCCGAAGCGAACACCGUUGCAGACGUCUUCCUUGGCCUUUUGCUUGGCGUGUGAAAGUCGCUAUGAGGAGGCCGUUGCCGUGCUCAGUACGGUUGUGGAGGAGAAUCCAAACCUGCCGCUUUUGCAGUAUAACCUUGCCCUCUUAUACUGCGCCGCGUUUGUCUAUGCGAUUGCGCGGAAGGAGGCGAUCACGCCAGAGAAGGCCCGGGAUCUCCGCCAGUCGCUCGCCACGGGUCUUUCCAUCGCCUUUGCGUUUAUCCAGCAAGAACCACGCUCCCAGGCAAUGGCGGUUGCCAAGACGUUUCUCAAGAGCGUCUGUGCCUACUGCCUGGACUUGAAUGAUCGCAGCAUCAGCCGCCUCAUUGUGGUGGGUCAGCGCGAGUCCGCGGAGUACGCGCGGCAGUCGAAGCUGUGGCAGCGCGUGUACGACGAGUUCCAAACGGAGAAGCAGAAGGAGGCUGAGCACCGCCAGGCUGAGCAGCGGCAGCGCCAGGAGCAGGAGCUUCAGGUGGCACGUGAGAUUCUGGAGGACUUUCGACGCUCGCAGCUCGACCAGCCGACAAUUCUUGACGAGGCGAUGCGCACGCAACUCGAGGCGUACCGUGCGGAGUUCGGCUCCGCCGUCCCGCCCCCCACCGAGGACGCUGCCGGGGGCGCGGUGGGGGCAAUCGACCCGCCUGAAAAUGCCUCGGCCGCGAUACUUGGCGGCAUGAACCUCGAGGAGGACGAUGUGGCGUGGGCGGGGACCGCCGGGGAAGAAGAGGCGCGUGAAGGGAAGGUGGAGGCGGCGGAUGCCUCGGCGUGA